AUAUGCAUAUCUACGAUGAACACAGACCAACAGAGCUCACAUUCCUAUUCAGACCGAUUUGAGAAUCAGAGACUGUCAACGAUCCUUUCUUUCUUUCUUUUUUAUUAUUAUUAUUUUCCAUAACCAUACAUAGACAUAGACAAAGGCAUGGAUCUCAACCAGCCUCCAGGUGAAAAUUAUGCUAAUCCGAAGACAUGUUUCUUUCACGUUCUCUUCAAGGCAGCGGCUUUGGCCUUUUACAUACUCUCUGCCCUCUUCUUUGACAAUUUUGUUAUCAUCUUUGUGGUGACUGUCAUUCUUACUGCUUUUGACUUUUGGGUAGUCAAGAAUGUGAGUGGCCGCAUUUUAGUUGGUUUGAGGUGGUGGAAUGAGAUAAAUGAUCUCGGUGAGAGUGUGUGGAAGUUUGAGUGCCUUGAUCAAGAGUCACUGGCCCGGAUUAACAAGAAAGACUCUUGGCUAUUCUGGUGGACUCUUUAUCUCUCGGCGAUUGCUUGGAUUGUUCUUGGAAUAUUCUCUCUCAUCAGGUUCCAAGCUGAUUAUCUCCUGGUUGUUGGGGUUUGUUUGACCCUCAGUAUUGCAAAUAUUGUUGGCUUUACCAAAUGCCGUAAAGAUGCAAAGAAGCAGCUUCAAGCAUUCGCUUCUCAGACCAUUGCGUCUCGAGUUACAUCUACUAUCCAGUCGGCAUUCAGUGUUGUGUGAGCGUCGUUACAGAAGAUGGAACAAAGAGGAAGAAAUGAAUUCGCAGAAUAGAUAACAAAGAAAGCGGACAUAGCAUUGUACAAAUUUUGCUAUUUUUGAGUCGGUGUUAUGUUCGAAUUGCUGUAGAGAUACAGUUAGAUGUUCUCUUUAGGACACUGGAUUUAUAUGGAUUUGUAGAAUGAACUAUGAAACAAAACUUAUGGCAAACUGCAUCUUCGAAGUUGCAUAACCAAAUGAGAGAUCGGGCAUAAUUGUUUUUUUGUUUU
Molecule: messenger RNA, 965 nt
Organism: Tripterygium wilfordii
Lineage: Eukaryota; Viridiplantae; Streptophyta; Magnoliopsida; Celastrales; Celastraceae
Product: Golgi apparatus membrane protein-like protein ECHIDNA
Exons: 6
Coding region: 148-699 (183 amino acids)
Biological process (GO): vesicle-mediated transport; protein secretion
Cellular component (GO): Golgi membrane
Source: RefSeq, a predicted model, not a curated record